Molecule: messenger RNA, 1339 nt
Organism: Dermacentor andersoni
Lineage: Eukaryota; Metazoa; Arthropoda; Arachnida; Ixodida; Ixodidae
Product: carbohydrate sulfotransferase 11-like
Biological process (GO): carbohydrate biosynthetic process
Cellular component (GO): membrane
Molecular function (GO): sulfotransferase activity
Source: RefSeq, a predicted model, not a curated record
CGCCAUCGUCGGGCGAGGUCAGACCAUUGAACCCAUGCGGGGCCGCCGGAGGCUCGCGCCUCUGCUCGGCGCGCUCGUGGCGGGACUGCUGCUCGCCGCGCUCCUGCUGCUGCUGCGCGGCACGGCGGCGGUCGGCCCGGGGCACCGCGACGGCGACGACGCGGCCGAGCAGCGGCGCCGGCAGCGGCGGCUUCGCGCCGCCUGCCGCUCCCAGGGAGACCCGGCCGCCCUGGAGGACCUGCCGGAGGGCCGCCUCGACCACCUGCUGGUGGACGACGAGCACGCGCUGCUCUACUGCGCCGUGCCCAAGGUGGCCUCGACCAACUGGCGCCGCGUGCUGCUGGCGCUGCGCUCGAGCCGGCCGGACCCCGCGCGCAUACCGGCCAACCGGAGCCACGAGCCGAGCGCCUUUCGCAGCCUGGCGCACAUGCGGCGCCAGGAGCAGCGCCGCCGACUCGCCACCCACCUCAAGUUCCUGUUCGCGCGACACCCGCUCGAGCGGCUGCUGUCCGCCUACCGGAACAAGUUCGAGCGCGCGUGGAGCGACUACUUCCCGCUCCGCUACGGCCGUCACAUCGUGCGCCAGCAGCGCGGCGUCAACGCCUCGCGCCAGGCCCUGGAGACGGGUCGCGGCGUCACCUUCGACGAGUUCCUGCGCUACGUGGCCUCGCUGGAGCCGGGCGACCACGCGGCCGCCUUCAACGAGCACUGGCGGCCGCUCGGCGACCUCUGCUUCCCGUGCCAGCUGCGCUACGACGUGCUCGGCUCGUACGACACACUGGAGCGCGACUCGCGGGUCGUGCUGCGCCGCGCGGGCCUCGAGGGCCGCGUGGCGCUGCCCAGCCGCCGGCGCACGUACUCGUCCGAGCCGACGGCGGCGCUCAUGCAGCGCUACUACGCCAACGUGAGCGCGUCACUCAUGGCCCGGCUGCGCCGCGUCUACCGCGCCGACAUGGCGCUGUUCCGCUACGAGAGGAGCUACCCGCACUUCGGGUGAAGUUUCGACCGAAAGCGAAUGACCUCGAGUGAGUGCCACACGCAAUGCUGUGCCGCGUAGAAAGUAUGCGCCACAGUCGCAGUGCUUUGUCCGAGAUGGCCACGAACACUUGGCCUUGACCGGGAAUGCACACGGUGCUUUUCGUGCGACAUAAGCGCGAGUGUCGAAAUUCGCAAUGGCCGGUCGUCGAUUUGUGGACAUGUCCCAUGCGAUAACGGCCAUGCAGUGAACGGAAAACGACCACGAGGUUUGUUUCGCGUACGACGCUGUGGCCAUCCAUUUUAACGAUCCAUCCUUUGCGGGAAGACACGUGACUAAAUAAAGCACUCGGCGGACGCAUUU